Molecule: messenger RNA, 748 nt
Organism: Cucumis melo (muskmelon)
Lineage: Eukaryota; Viridiplantae; Streptophyta; Magnoliopsida; Cucurbitales; Cucurbitaceae
Exons: 3
Coding region: 88-534 (148 amino acids)
Cellular component (GO): cytoplasm
Source: RefSeq, a predicted model, not a curated record
AAUUCAAAAGAAAAACCCUAAACCCUUUGCUCCCUCUCUCCGUUUUCAGCGGAUUUUCUCUGUUUUGGGUAAUUUGGAAGGAAGAAGAUGAAUCACAUAGCAGCCAUGGAAGAACAAGUAGUUUCUGAGAGAAUGAGGCAGAAGCUUAACGAAGUUAACGCGGCUGCACAAUCUCAUCUUGGUCCUAUUCAAGACCAUGUCAACUUCUCCCUUCAGCAAGCGUAUUUCAAAUGUGCAUAUGAGUGUUUCGAUAGAAGAAGAAGGCAGGAAGAGAUUAGUAACUGUGUUGAGAAUUGUAGUGUUCCAGUUGUUAAAGCUCAGCAACAUGUUGAGAAUGAAAUGUCUAAGUUUCAAGAAAGAUUGAACAGAUCACUAAUGGUGUGUCAGGACAAGUUCGAAGCAGCCAGGCUACAGCAGAAAACUGGGAGUGUAUAUGAUUUGGAGUCGUGUGUGGAUGCAUCAAUACAAGAAAGCUUGAAUACACUGCCACAUCUUGCUAACAAAUUAAAAGCUUCCUUCAAUAUUGGCAACUAACGCAUUUUCCAUUAUUGCUUCAAGAGGCAGCUGAGUAUAAUAAAAUCAUUGCUUAUUUUGCUACAACUCAUUUUCCAAAUUUCCUUUAUUUGUAAGUCUAAUUCUUUAGGAAUGUCAUGGAUUCUUGCUAAGUUGAUCCCUGAAACUUGAAAUUUUCACAAUACUCUGACCCAUUUAUUGAUAUGAUAGAAUACAAGAAUGAGUUGUGACAUAA